Messenger RNA from Arctia plantaginis, 1182 nucleotides. The record is from the annotation of a GenBank genome assembly. NCBI's taxonomy places the organism in Eukaryota, Metazoa, Arthropoda, Insecta, Lepidoptera, Erebidae.
AUGGCGCUGAUUCUGUUCAUUUUUUGUGUCAUCGCGUUGUGCAAAGGUAACAAAUUAAAAGGCCUUACACUAGAGCAAGUGCUAGUACUUAGUCGUCAUAAUAUUCGAACACCUCUGACUACAAAUUUGGAUAUUUAUUCGCCUAAUAAAUGGCCGAAAUUUAACGAGACUGAUGCGAAUUUAACUCAAAGAGGUGUUUUGAUGGAGAGUUUUAUGGCUGAAUACUUUGCAGAAUGGUUAGCAAGUGAAGACUUCAUAAAAGGAUGUCCAGGACAAGAGGAGGUACUUAUUUAUCCUAAUACAUUAUCUCGAACGAGGGGCACAGCUAAAUCGUUUGCAGACGCUGCGUUUCCAUCUUGCAGUAUCUAUCAAGACAAACACUCUCAAGACAAUAGAGAUGUCUUCGAUCCGCUUUUCCAUUCGCUAUUUCAAAACACUUCAGAAAACUUCAUAGAGCAAAUUAAAAACGAAAUGAAAAAUACACUAAACGAGGUCGAUUUAACAGAAUCGUAUUUAGAACUCAACAGAAUAUUGGAUAUAAAAAAUUCAGAUAUUUGCAAACAAAAAAAUGUAUGUGACCUUAGCAAAAAUAGUACGCAAAUCGUUUAUGAAGAAGGCAAAGAGCCUGAGGUGCAGGGUCCUUUACUAAUUGGCAAUCAGGUUAUUGAUACUUUUAUAAUGAGUUUUUAUGAAGGGUUUCCUCUUGAAAAUGUUGCUUGGGGCAAAGUAACGUCUGAAGACCAAUGGGAAAUCCUGACGAGGAUUAUCAAGCAUAAUAUAAACGUACGCCUUGGCCCCUUAGCAUCGAAGGAUAUUGGCAAGCCACUGCUGAAAUACAUGUUCAAUAUAUUCAAAAGUAGGAAUCCUAAGUUUACAAUGAUUGUGGGACACGAUACUAAUAUCUGUGUAAUUUUAAAAGCUUUAGAUUUUAAAAACGUUAAUGUUGUAAAUCAGUACGAACCGUAUCCGAUUGGCGGGAAACUAGUGUUCCAAAAGUGGUCAAAUGGCGCUGACAGGUUUUUGAAAGUGGAAUAUGUAUAUCCAACCUUUUCUCAGUUGAGGAAUAGUGAAAAAUUGUCUUUGACACACCCACCGCAAAAGGUUUUACUCGAAUUGAAAGACUGCAAAAUUAAUGAUAGUGGAUUUUGUCCUUGGGAUGAUUUCAUUAAAUUAAAUGAUUAG